AUGGACAACUACAUGUUCAAGUUCUUUGUGGAUGAGUGCAAGGAGGUGCACGAGGUGACGAGCUAUCUCGAGGUCCUCAACUAUUCUGACACCUUCUACAACUGCGUCGAGGAGCACCCCUUGACGUCUGAUGAGUUUGAGAACUAUCUCAAUGAGAGGGGCGCCUUCCGGGCGCCGGACAAGAUGAAGCCUGACACGAAGCGUCAGAGUGCGAUGCGCCUCGUCCUCCAGAAGAACGCCAAGGACAACGAAACGUUCGCGCCCUUUGUCAUCUCCUUCCCGCGCGCGACGUACAAGUCCAUGGUCGAGACGAUGCGUCUACCCUACCGCGCCAUCGAGGGCACUUCCGUCGUCGGGCCCUUUUUCUGGUGCUCCUACGACCAGGACGACGAGGAUCCGCAUCUGCAGAUCAUCUUUCGCAAGUCGGACGUGCGCAAGAAGGGCAAGACGCGCGGAUGGGAGAUUAUGCUCUCGCACGCGGUCAAGUCGGGGCUCACGACGGGGUUCGUCAAGGGCACCUCGUCGAGCGACAUUGCCGAGUCCAUCACCCAUCUCAAGGCCUGCUCGGCCCAGGUCGGUCACCCGAUGCUGCUGCCCAUCAUCAUCCUGUCGUACGACCUGUCGCCGCGCAACGACCAGAAGCAGCGCGAUGCGCGCGACUGGCUGCGCCGCCUCGAGCACGCCGUCAGCAUGCGCGACGCCAUCGAGGAGAAGGAGGGCUACGUGCGCGAGGACGGCGUCAUGGAGGUCGACGCCAUCAGCCGCGACCUCGUCGAAUGCCACUCGCAGGUGCUGUGGAAGCGACCACAGGCCUACCAGGAGGUUGUCGUGCAGAUGAAGGAGGCAAUGCAAAAGUUCUGGGCACAGCUGCCCGAUGAGCGUAAGGCUGGCGCCGAGGGCGCCCAGCUCGACAAGCUGCACCGCAGCCUUCUAAGCCGUCUCGAUUUCUACACGGCCAAGCUCGUCGGCAUCGAAAACUACCAGGCCACGACGCUCGAGCGCCUCCACAUCCAGCGCAGCGCCCUCUACAACCUGCUCUCGCAGCGCGAGUCCAAGAUUCAGUUCCAGAUGGCCGGCGAGCAGCGCCGCCUCGCUCACGCCAGCAAGCGCGACAGCACGGCCAUGAAGACCAUUUCUCUCCUCGGCGCCAUCUUCCUGCCCGGCACCUUCCUCGCCUCCGUCUUCAGCAUGACCUUUUUCGACUUUGGCGCCGGCGCCGAGACGGUCGUCUCGACCCAGCUGUGGGUCUACUUUGUCAUCACCGUGCCCGUCACGGCCGCCAUUGUUCUCGGCUGGCUGCAGUUUGACCGCCGCCGCGAGGGCCGCUUCAAGCUCGAGGAUGAUGACCUCGAGAAGAACAUUGAGCACAUGGAGGCUGAUAUCAUGGCCAUGAUGCGGAAGCGGACCAUGAGUAAGGCAAAUACGUGGACCUCGGUCACGGCGCCGGUCAAGCCGUAG
Messenger RNA from Verticillium alfalfae VaMs.102, 1458 nucleotides. RefSeq lists its product as hypothetical. Bases 1 to 1458 code for a protein of 485 amino acids. The transcript has 2 exons. NCBI's taxonomy places the organism in Eukaryota, Fungi, Ascomycota, Sordariomycetes, Glomerellales, Plectosphaerellaceae. The record is from RefSeq and is a predicted model, not a curated record.